GGAAUAUGACAUAGAAUAAUAUUGGAUUAGGCCCUCUAAUUCAGUCUCCAAUAACCCAUUUUCCAAAGUUGGAUUUUAGACUGACACGAAAAUUUUUGGUUUAUAUAAUAGCCUUCUCACGCUACCCCAAUUCAUUUCCUUCUGUUCUAAUCACUCUCUUGAUCUCUACAGAUCUGAAGCAAUGUCCAAUGAGGUUGUUCUGUUGAAUUUUUGGCCCAGCAUGUUUGGGUUGAGGGUCAGAAUUGCAUUAGCAGAGAAGGGCAUCAACCAUGAGUACAAAGAAGAGGACUUGUUAAACUUAAACAAGAGCUCUCUGCUUCUGCAGAUGAAUCCAAUUCACAAGAAAAUUCCGGUUUUAAUCCACAACGGUAAACCGGUGUGUGAGUCCCUCAUAGUGGUGCAAUACAUUGAUGAGGUUUGGAAUGAUAAAUCCCCACUUCUGCCCUCUGAUCCUUACCAGAGAGCUCAAGCCAGGUUUUGGGGUGAUUACAUUGACAAGAAGAUGCAAAGUGGUGGGUGGAAAACAUGGAGAUUGAAAGGAGAAGAACAAGAAGUGGCAAAGACAGAAUUCAUUGAAACCCUUAAGGUGUUGGAAGCAGAGCUAGGAGACAAGCCUUACUUUGGGGGUGAGAACUUUGGGUACGUUGACGUCGCACUUGUUCCAUUUUAUUGCUGGUUUCAUGUGUAUGAGACCUUUGGCAAAUUCAGCAUAGAUGCAGAGUGUCCCAAGCUGAUGGCAUGGGCUAAAAGAUGUAUCCAAAAGGAAAGCGUGUCCAAUUCUCUUCCUAGCCAGCAAAAGGUCUAUGACUUUGCAUUGCAGGUGAAGAAGAGACUUGACAAGGAGUAGAUGGUAGAGAAGAAUGAGAAGAUAUAAUAUGUGCAAACAUUUUACGUAUGAGUCCUUGUAGUUUGUUAAUUUGGGGUUUAUUUUUACAUAUUGUAACAAAAAGGGACACCCAAGUGUGUCUUGAACAUUUGCAAUACCUAAAAGAAUUGAUCAUUAGAAAUAA
Molecule: messenger RNA, 1010 nt
Organism: Cornus florida
Lineage: Eukaryota; Viridiplantae; Streptophyta; Magnoliopsida; Cornales; Cornaceae
Product: probable glutathione S-transferase
Exons: 2
Coding region: 182-847 (221 amino acids)
Biological process (GO): glutathione metabolic process
Cellular component (GO): cytoplasm
Molecular function (GO): glutathione transferase activity
Source: RefSeq, a predicted model, not a curated record